This is a messenger RNA of Arachis duranensis, 306 nucleotides long. RefSeq lists its product as uncharacterized. The record is from RefSeq and is a predicted model, not a curated record. Lineage: Eukaryota; Viridiplantae; Streptophyta; Magnoliopsida; Fabales; Fabaceae. Bases 1 to 306 code for a protein of 101 amino acids. The transcript has a single exon.
AUGUCCCCAUAUCAGCUGGUGUACGGUAAAGCCUGUCACUUACCACUAGAGCUAGAACACAAAGCUUUAUGGGCUAUCAAGAUACUAAAUUUUGAUAGCAUUGCUGCUGGUGCAAAGAGAAUCUUGCAGCUGCAAGAGAUGGAGGAAUUCAGGUCACAAGCCUAUGAGAAUACCAAGAUGUACAAGGAGAACGCAAAGAGAAGACAUGACUCACAUCUUGCACCCAGAAGUUUCGAAAGGGGGCUGCGAGUGCUCCUAUACAAUUCCAAACUAAGACUGUUCCCAGGAAUACUCAAAUCAAGGUAG